AUAAAGCGAUGCACGCGAACGGCGAAGGGAAAAGCGGAGAGGGGACGUGGGAGGAAAGCGAAAGGGUCACACUGGGCCACGAAACAAAGUAAUGAGACUUUGGUCCUCUUUCUUUCUCCAUUCCUCUAGGGUUUAUGUACUCAAGGUAGAGGUUACUGGGCACGCGAAGACAUGCCAAAUACUGCCGAGGAGUCUCCGGUGGACUGAAAGCCAAUGUUGCGCAUGCGGACGAAAAAGCGCCCAAGUCACCAGCGGAACCUGCGCGCUGGACAGAGGUUGCAGCACGGCGCCAGCGGCAAGCGGUAGGGACGUGCGCGCACGCGCAGUGGCGUUUCUGGUACAGCCAGCCCACUAGUGGUCUCCAGACCUGCAGGGACUCGGAGCGAGGGUCUGUGCAGCACCCUUCCACGCGCCGUCACCGUCUCCCAGGGGACUGAGGCCUGUUGAGGACACCUUGGGGGCGUGUCCGAGGCUGGCUGUGCGUCCCCGCCUCUCUUGUCCUGUCUCGGGGCAGUGGAGCUGAAAAAGGACUAAGCGUGACGAGGGGUAGUAGGAAGAAGAGAUCCUGUUUUCUAUGCACAUGGAGUGAAGUUAAGCCCUGUGAGCGAGCAGAUAGCGGGGGUGGGGGGGGGGAAGAAAGAGAGAAAAGAAAAGAAAAAGAAAAUGAAGUUAAAGUUUAAAGAACUAGAGAGUCGCCUGCAACAAGUGGAUGGAUUCGAAAAACCCAAGCUACGUCUAGAACAGUAUCCGACCCGGCCGCACAUUGCAGCUUGUAUGCUCUAUACAAUCCAUAACACAUAUGACGACAUUGAAAAUAAAGUGGUUGCAGAUCUAGGAUGUGGUUGUGGAAUGCUUAGCAUUGGAACUGCAAUGUUAGGAGCAGGGUUAUGUGUUGGAUUCGACAUAGAUGAAGAUGCACUGGAAAUAUUUAAUAGGAAUGUGGAAGAGUUUGAAUUAACAAAUGUUGAUAUGAUUCAGUAUGAUGUGUGCUCAUUAUCUAACAGAAUGCCCAAGUCAUUUGACACAGUGAUUAUGAAUCCUCCCUUUGGGACCAAAAAUAAUAAAGGGAUAGAUAUGGCUUUUCUGAAGAUUGCUUUGGAAAUGGCAAGAACAGCAGUAUAUUCUUUACACAAAUCCUCAACUAGAGAACAUGUUCAGAAAAAAGCUGCAGAAUGGAAAGUCAAGAUAGAUAUUCUUGCAGAGCUUCGAUAUGACCUGCCAGCAUUAUAUAACUUUCAUAAAAAGAAAUCAGUAAGUCUCUUGAUUCUGGCCAUCCAGCAUUCAGUACUGAAAACUCUUCAACCAAUCAUAUUUCCACUAUUAUCAAAUUGCCUGGGUAAAUAUAUAAAGCCAGCCCCAGAGAUUAGCUGUAAAAGUUGGGUGUGGUGGUACACAUCUGUGAUCCCAGCACUUGGGAGACUGAAGCAGGAAAAUUGCCUGAAGCCAGGUAAAGCUUCACAGUAAGUUCAAGGCCAGCCUGAACUCACUCAGGCCGUCUGACACUGUCUCAAAAACCAGUGUGAGAAGGGCUCACAAUAAACAGCUAACACUCUAUAGUUGAAAAUCUUAAAUAGGGCACAAAAAGUAAAAAGUGAAUUCUUA
Fukomys damarensis (Damara mole-rat) is the source of this 1602-nucleotide messenger RNA. It is a transcript of the gene Mettl5, whose product is annotated as methyltransferase like 5. The transcript is spliced from 6 exons. Lineage: Eukaryota; Metazoa; Chordata; Mammalia; Rodentia; Bathyergidae. Gene Ontology annotation, molecular function: rRNA (adenine-N6-)-methyltransferase activity; nucleic acid binding. Bases 664 to 1464 code for a protein of 266 amino acids. Gene Ontology annotation, biological process: rRNA methylation. The record is from RefSeq and is a predicted model, not a curated record.